AUGAACCAUAUGGCUUUGUUUUCUUCAUUCUCUACCAAUUACAAGCCUUCAAAUCAACAGUCUUGUGCCUCAUUCUCGCUACGACCAGCGCCAUGGGACUCAGCAAAGAUUUUGGUUCACCCUUCAGACUACCCAACAGAGGCACCGCCUAUGUACUCGAUUACAUCCAAAUAUAGUGCUCCCAACGUGGUAUUAUUUCGAGGCUGGGGUGAGGGUCCCUGGGACAUCAUCGGCGAUGCACGACUUCAAAGCCUGUCUUCCAAAAUAUGCCUGGCAUUUUACGGCCAGCCAAUAAAGAUGCGUUUAAACGAAUUGUCAGGCAACUUCACUCUCGAGUCACCUGCCACAGGUCAAUUGAAGUGGAAACUCGAUAUGUUGACGGGGAGGAACAUGGAGUUGCAGGAUGCUACUGGUAAAAAGCUGGCCAAGUUACGACCAGGAAAAUCAGGCGAGAAGGUCUUCGAGAUUCUCGUCUCUCAUGACAGUCGAUUCUUUGAGUUGGUGCUGUUAUCCGGGUGGACUGCCAGAACUAUGAACAAGUCGGUGACGGAGGCAACGGGCGAGAUUCUGAGCUCUAUUAUAGGGGCUUAA
This is a messenger RNA of Penicillium samsonianum, 591 nucleotides long. RefSeq lists its product as uncharacterized. Lineage: Eukaryota; Fungi; Ascomycota; Eurotiomycetes; Eurotiales; Aspergillaceae. The transcript has a single exon. Bases 1 to 591 code for a protein of 196 amino acids. The record is from RefSeq and is a predicted model, not a curated record.